AGCACUGCUGCCUUAUUCCCACACUGAUACACACCAGCAGAGCAGAGGAACUACAGCGUGUGUCGCACGUGGUUCUUUUUACAGAGAUGGACACUGGUAACAAGAAGGAGACUGAGAAGAUGCAGAGCCCAGACAGCGACCUGUCGGAGCAAAUAAAGGAGGCCACUAAGGACAGCCACGUCCGGGCGGAGAACACCAAACUUAUGUUGAGCUACCAGAGAGGACAGAUCACUCUUCCACAAUAUAAGCUCCUCCUGUUCUCGCUGUACGAGAUCUACAAAGCACUGGAGGAGGCGCUGGACGGCAACGCUGCCCAUCCCGCUGUCGCACCCGUUUACUUCCCCCUGGAACUGGCCCGGCUCGAGCACCUGGAGAAGGACCUGGAGCACUUCUAUGGAGAGCACUGGCGGGACAGAGUCAUCGUACCUGCCGCCACACAUAGAUACACCCAGAGGCUGAGACAGAUUGGCAGGGAGAAACCAGAAUACCUGGUGGCGCACGCCUACACCCGUUACCUCGGGGACCUGUCGGGGGGGCAGGUCCUGGGCCGCAUUACCCAGAAGUCCCUGGGCCUGGAGAACGGGAAAGGUUUAUCGUUCUUCUCGUUCCCUGCCGUGAGCAGCCCCAACCGCUUCAAGCAGCUGUACAGGAGCAGGAUGAACAGCAUCGAACUGACGAAGGAGGAGAAGCAGGGGGUGCUGGAGGAGGCCGUCAGAGCCUUCGAGCUCAACAUCGAGGUUUUUGAUGAUCUGCUGAAAAUGUUGACCCUGGCAGAGACGGAGACAGAGACUGGCGUACGACAGAGACAGAAGGCGCAGAGCCACAACCGUGCUGCUGGCGAGGCCAGCAAUGGAAUUGCGGAAAAAGUUGAGAACAGCGGCAGCGAUCUGUCGGAGCUUAUAAAGACCGCCACCAAGGACAGCCACGUCCGGGCCGAGAACACCCAACUCAUGUUGAGCUACCAGAGGGGAGAGAUAACACUGCCUCAGUAUAAGCUCCUCCUGUUCUCGCUGUACGAGAUCUACAAAGCACUGGAGGAGGCGCUGGACGGCAACGCUGCCCAUCCCGCUGUCGCACCCGUUUACUUCCCCCUGGAACUGGCCCGGCUCGAGCACCUGGAGAAGGACCUGGAGCACUUCUAUGGAGAGCACUGGCGGGACAGAGUCAUCGUACCUGCCGCCACACAUAGAUACACCCAGAGGCUGAGACAGAUUGGGAAGGAAAAACCAGAAUACCUGGUGGCGCACGCCUACACCCGUUACCUCGGGGACCUGUCGGGGGGGCAGGUCCUGGGCCGCAUUACCCAGAAGUCCCUGGGCCUGGAGAACGGGAAAGGUUUAUCGUUCUUCUCGUUCCCUGCCGUGAGCAGCCCCAACCGCUUCAAGCAGCUGUACAGGAGCAGGAUGAACAGCAUCGAACUGACGAAGGAGGAGAAGCAGGGGGUGCUGGAGGAGGCCGUCAGAGCCUUCGAGUUCAACAUCGAGGUUUUUGACGAGCUACGGAAAAUACUGAGCUUCACAGAGAACCAGGGGAAUGCGUUGCAGAAACAAAUGACGGCCAGCUUCAAAACACAGGGAGGCCGACCAAUGGCAAAGUCAACGGUUCCAGCCUUACUCGCCUCCUCCCGCUUUCUCCGGUUGAUUCUGGGCGUCUGCGUUGCCUUGUUAACGGUUGGAAUUGGAAUAUAUACAUUCUGAGUAAUGACUUCAGUUUUUAUGUGCUGUUUAUGCAUUUUUUUUUUUUUUUUUUUUCCUCUCUAUUGCCAGUGUUACUAAUGUGAAAGUGGGCACCACAUCCUACUCACACAAGCUGCUCACAAGAAAUACAUUUCAUUUCUUCAUGAAUCUGAAUGUUUUGUUCAGACUUGGGAAAUUUGUAAAACUUCAUCAUACUCCUGUUUCAAAUGUUUGUGUUCACGUUUGUUAACCCAGCACUUUAAUAUUCAUGUAGCUCCACUUUGAAACAAAUCGAAUGAAGCUUGGAGUUGAAACAUGUGACUGUACUGUACUCAUACCUUUACCGGAAUUUGUAUAUUUGGAAAAACGCUGUAUAAAAGUAUUCUGAAUUCCUAAGUGGGGAAAAUCACUCAGAUUUGAUGUUUGUGGAACAUUUUACUUUGGCAAUUCUUGAUCAUAUUGGAAUGAUAGCAUUUGAGAUUAAUAUUUGAUACUUCCAGCAGUUUAUAUUUUAACA
Molecule: messenger RNA, 2193 nt
Organism: Scleropages formosus (Asian bonytongue)
Lineage: Eukaryota; Metazoa; Chordata; Actinopteri; Osteoglossiformes; Osteoglossidae
Gene: hmox1b
Product: heme oxygenase 1b
Exons: 12
Coding region: 87-1697 (536 amino acids)
Biological process (GO): response to oxidative stress; heme catabolic process; heme oxidation
Molecular function (GO): heme binding; heme oxygenase (decyclizing) activity
Source: RefSeq, a predicted model, not a curated record